Centruroides sculpturatus (bark scorpion) is the source of this 1912-nucleotide messenger RNA. Its product is annotated as GAS2-like protein pickled eggs. Bases 143 to 1237 code for a protein of 364 amino acids. Gene Ontology annotation, molecular function: actin filament binding; cytoskeletal adaptor activity. The record is from RefSeq and is a predicted model, not a curated record. NCBI's taxonomy places the organism in Eukaryota, Metazoa, Arthropoda, Arachnida, Scorpiones, Buthidae. The transcript has 6 exons. Gene Ontology annotation, cellular component: actin filament. Gene Ontology annotation, biological process: actin crosslink formation.
AUUUUCUAACCUGGAGUACAUCGUGCGUGUUUUUAUACGAAAAAUAUGUUUCGCAGAUUUAACCGUUUUUUCUAUCGUUAAGGUGGUCUGUGUUAAGUUAGGGAUGCAGUAAAGUCAGAAAAUAAUUUAUUUGCAAAGGAAAAUGGCAGCUUCUUGGCAGAAAAAUGUCGACUUCUCACCGGAUUGCACCGAAGAAGAUUUACAGAAGAAAAUAGCACUGAAACAGGAACAACAUCUGAUCCCAUUAAAAGAAGACCUGGCAGAAUGGUUAAAUAAAACAUUAGAAAUCGAAGAAAUUACAGCCGACAACUUCCUCUAUAAACUUGAUAAUGGAGUGAUAGUGUGCCAUUUAGCUCAGCUUAUUCAAAAAAGAGCGGAAGAAUAUAGGAAGAAUGGGUUAACUGAUGAGAUUGUUCCUACGGUAAAGUUUAAAUGCUGGGAAAAUGCCAAAUCAAAAUCUUUCUAUGCCCGAGAUAACGCUGAAAAUUUUUUGAAAUGGUGCCGAAAAUUCGGAGUUCAUGAAGCUGUAAUUUUCGAAUCGGAUGGACUUGUUUUACAUACACAGACUAGGGCUGUGGUCUUAUGCCUUUUAGAACUUGGACGAAUUGCUGCCAAAUAUGGAAUGGAGCCACCAGGGUUAGUAAAACUAGAGAAGGAGAUUGAAGAACAGGAAGAAAAUGGUCUUUCUCCUGAUCUCAGUUCUACUUCAGAGUCAUCAUUCUGUUUAGAUGGAUCAUCUGAUCCUUUGAAUGGUGCGGCCAAUCCUCUUAAUGGCUCUACUGAUCAAUUGGAUGCAUCGGAUUAUCCACUAGACAGCUCAGCAUAUCAAUUAGAUACUUCAACAGAUGCUGCCUGCUCAGUAAUAAGAAAAAGCAGCAGCUCUUUGAGGAUCAGUAAUGGCGAUAAAUCUGACUCAGGAAAAAAGAUAAAUUCAGCAAAUACUAAAAAGCGCAAGCCAUCCAAAUUGGACCAAAAGGUAAUGCAAAUUGUAAGUUCUAUUGGUAAAGACAAAAAUGAGGUCGUUCAAUUAGCAGAAGGUAGAUACUCAAUAGGAGGAAAGUCAGUUUUUGUUAGAGUAAGUAAAUUUGCAAAUUCAAAAUACAAUUUAUCAUGCAUAACUGCAGUAUUCUAUUUAAACAUUCAAAAAUAUAGUUUAAAUUUAAUGCAAAGCCAGAACCAAAAAUAUAGUUCAUUCACUUGGGUGUUUUAUUUUUAUUCACUAAUUUCAUGUGCCUAGAAGAUGUUUGAUAUGUAUGUAUCUCUAAAUUAUAUAUAUCAAUAUUUCUGAAUUUGUGUGUGUGUGUGUGUAAACACAAUCAUUAUAGAUCAGUCUUUAUCCACACAGUCAUUAUUAUUAAAUGGGAAGUGUUUAGGCUCCGUUUAGAAAGAACUAAUGGACUAACUCGGGUGGACAACAGUUUUUGCCCUUGGGCCGAAUUAGAAAGAAAACUUUUUCCACAGGCCAAACCAGAGGCUACCCUAGGAAGAUUUUGAGGUGGUGCAAGAUCUCAAUAUGGUGUCACCCCAUAAAGACUAAAUUGUACAUAGAGAUUACAGAUAUAUUUUUCACAUUAUCAUGCUUUAUGAACAUUCUAUGCUGUACUUACGAGAUUUGUAAUGGAGAGUUAACUCUAAACACACAGUGAGUUGUUGGCCUUUUUUCUUUUUUUUCAGUUAUCAGAAUUUUUCAUUGAGCUAUUCGGAAUUGAGUAGCUAAUAUUGAAAGAUUGAUCAUGGGCCACAUAUAUUCAUUAGACGCGUCGUAUGUUGGCCAUGCCUGGACUAACUGCAACCAGAUUUGGUGUGCAUACUUUCUUAACUAUGGAAUUUUGAUUUUUCAAAUAAAAAGUUCCAAAAUUUCCUGAUGGAAACAUUUUGCACUCAUAUUGGUGCAAUUUGAAUAUUAGAUAGG